ACAAAUAAAAAUAUAUGUAGGGAUUUCUAAUGUAUAGAUGAACUGGAAAAAGCUUUGACGUGUCUCGCAUGUACAGUUGUGAAUUACACAAUUUUCCAAUUAUUGUAUUAAAAAAAUGGCAGGCGGAAAAGAAUCAGCGGAUAAUAAAAAGCCGGAAGUUAAGAUCGAUAAAUGGGAUGGCUCGGCAGUGAAAAAUGCCCUCGACGAUGCAGUGAAAGAAGUCCUUAUUAGAAAGUACAAUUAUAUAGAAAAUUUUUCAUUAAUGGAUGGAAGAUUAGCGUUAUGCGGUCUUGCUGUUAGUGUUGCCAUUGUAGCAUUAUUAUGGGACUUUUUCUAUCCAUUCCCAACGUCUAAGCCUGUUUUAGUAGCUUGUGUUUCAACGUACUUUGUUUUAAUGGGAAUUUUAACUCUUUACAUAACUUAUAAGGAAAAGGGAAUUUUCGUUGUCGCUAUUCAAAGAGAUCCCGCGGGAUUCGAUCCUGACAUAACUUGGGAAGCGAGUUCUUAUAUGAAAAAAUAUAAUGACAAAUAUAAUCUUGUGUUUAGCGUGAAAAGUGGCAACAAUACAUACAAAAGUUCUACUGAAAGAUCGGUAGCAAAUUUCAUUGACGUUAAUGGUGUUAUUAUUCCAGAAACAAUUGAAGCUGUUGUUAAGACAAUACACGACAGUCUCACUGUACAACGAAAAGAUAAAUAAAUAUAAAAAAAGGAUUGUUUUAUCAGAAACGAUAUUUCAAUAUAAGGAACAUUCCAAUUUCAGAAUCAAUUCAAAAAAAAAAAAAAAUUACAUUAAGUUCACUUUUCCCAAUUGGUAAACAAGUUAAUUUUACACCUCAUUUCGAUUAUUAACUUCUGUAUUAACUUCUGAUAAGUUUAAUUAAACUUCGUUUAGAAGAUUUUAAUUUUUCUUUGAAGUUUUAAACAAGUGAGCAAAUUGGUCGAUUUUUAAAAUUAAAAAAGUAAUUUUUUAUUCUUGAUAAAUUGAACUAACAAGAAAGGGCCUUUUGAGUACUUUUGUUUGUUGAUUCUGUAAUUAAGUGUUGUGUGAUAAAUGAUCAUGUGAAUGAACUUAAUAAGUGUGGAGAAGAUGAAUUAGUAUUCUAUGCGGUUUGUUAUUGUAAGUAUGCAAAUGUUCGUCAAUUUUGCCGUUUUUUAUUGAAAUAUAAAUAUGAUUUAAAUUAAA
Messenger RNA from Leptopilina heterotoma, 1183 nucleotides. RefSeq names its product probable signal peptidase complex subunit 2 (gene Spase25). Gene Ontology annotation, biological process: protein targeting to ER. The record is from RefSeq and is a predicted model, not a curated record. Bases 116 to 697 code for a protein of 193 amino acids. The transcript is spliced from 3 exons. Gene Ontology annotation, cellular component: membrane; signal peptidase complex. Lineage: Eukaryota; Metazoa; Arthropoda; Insecta; Hymenoptera; Figitidae.